Molecule: messenger RNA, 5665 nt
Organism: Alosa alosa (allis shad)
Lineage: Eukaryota; Metazoa; Chordata; Actinopteri; Clupeiformes; Clupeidae
Gene: pcdh17
Product: protocadherin 17
Biological process (GO): homophilic cell-cell adhesion
Cellular component (GO): plasma membrane
Molecular function (GO): calcium ion binding
Source: RefSeq, a predicted model, not a curated record
AGAGGGGUAUACAGGAGAGAGGACGCGGCUCAUUGAAAUUACAGGCAGAGCUACUUUUCUGGAUCAGUUUGACUUCCAUGUACUGUAGCGAGCAUCAACCUGGGCUUCUAUAACACCUUGACAGAAACAGGCUGGCGCAAGGGGGAUUAUGAAUUGUAUUUUCAUGUAUCCGUCUCUCUUUUCAGGGUAGCCAACCAUAGGGCGGAGGGACGCAGUACGGCUGUUUCAUUUGGUGGAAACCGGAUUGUGGUGAUGCCUCCGAUGAGUCUGGGCGCUCAGCAGAAUUUAAAUUAGGUGUUCAGCAGCACUGUUUGUUGUGGAGAAAAGGACACGACAAAAAUCAUCACGGGAGAAAAGAAGCGGACAUUUAAAUGAAUGAAGGACAAAAUGACUUUAUACCUUUCUCGUCAUGAAGUGCUCUCCCCUUCCCGUAACUGAGUGGAUAAAUCGCCGGUUUGCCGAGCAAAUCAACAGGUCGGCAGCGUAAAACGCAUCGGUAUCAAGGGCGCACACGCUGAAGGGAUGUAUCUUUCUAUUUUGUUUUUCCUCUGUUUAUGGGCUCAAGCCCUAACUCUGAAAAACUUGAACUAUUCUGUUCCCGAGGAGCAAAAACAGAACACUAUAAUCGGUAAUCUCGCCAAAGAUGCUAACAUUGAAAUAAAUGUAACGGGCCAGAAAUCCAACUUCAGGGUGUUGGAGAAUUCUGCCCGGCAUCUCGUAGACGUGGACCCCACGAGCGGACUGCUCAGGACUAAGCAGAGGAUUGACAGGGACACGUUGUGCCAACGAAACCCCAAGUGCCAGCUCUCCAUGGAGGUAUUUGCCAACGACGCAGAAAUAUUCAUGAUUAAAAUCGAAAUACAGGACAUAAACGAUAAUUCCCCCUCCUUUCCCAACGACGUGAUUGAUCUUGAGAUCGCUGAGAAUGCGGCUCCAGGCACUCGCUUCCCCCUGACCGCCGCGCAUGACCUGGACUCCGGGGAGAACGGGCUGAAAACCUAUCAGAUCACGCGAGAUGAUUACAGCAUCUUUUCUUUGGAUGUAAAAUCAAGAGGAGACGGAACUAAAUUCCCAGAGCUGGUGAUUCAGAGGCCGUUAGACCGGGAGGAACGUAGCCAUCACACACUGAUCCUAACAGCCAUUGACGGAGGGGAAUAUCCCCGAUCUGGUACCAUGCAGAUUAAUGUAAAAGUUAUUGAUUCUAAUGAUAACAGCCCGGUGUUUGAGCAGCCCUCCUAUGUGGUUGAGGUUCCUGAGAACACCCCAACGGGAAGAGUAUUGAUAGAUUUAAAUGCCACAGAUCCCGAUGAAGGCAGUAACGGGCAGAUUGUUUAUUCAUUUAGUGGCUACACGCCAGACCGGAUCAGGGAACUGUUCUCUAUAGACCCUGAAACAGGUGUCAUAAAGAUUCAGGGGAAAAUCGACUAUGAGGAAAACCCAAUUAUAGAGAUUGAUGUCCAGGCAAAGGACCAAGGGCCCAAUCCCAUUCCUGGCCAUUGUAAAGUCACUGUUAAAGUGUCGGACAGGAAUGACAACUGGCCGUCCAUCAACUUUGUGUCUGUGCGACAGGGGGCCAUCAGCGAAGCGGCCCCAGGGACGGUCAUCGCUCUGGUGCGAGUCACAGACAAAGACUCAGGCCGGAACGGUCAGCUCCAGUGCCGCGUGCUGGGGAACGUGCCGUUCAAGCUAGAGGAGAACUACGACAACUUCUUCACCGUGGUGACGGACAAGCCGCUGGACCGGGAGCUGCAGGACGAGUACAACAUCACCAUCCUGGCCAAGGACAACGGCAACCCGCCACUCAACUCCACCAAGUCCUUCACCGUUAAGAUCCUGGACGAGAACGACAAUGCACCGCACUUCACCAAGCCUGUAUAUGUCAUGCAGAUUUCUGAGAACAACGUGCCUGGUGAGUACAUGGGCUCAGUUCUGGCCAUUGACCCUGACCUGGGCAUGAACGGAACCGUGUCCUACGUACUGCUGCCCUCUAACGUCAGCAGCGACUCCAUCCAGACAUUUGUGGGGGUCACGGCCUCCACAGGUGCCAUCUAUGCCCUGCGGGCCUUUAACUACGAGCAGACCAAGUACUUUGACUUCAAGGUGCUGGCGAAGGACUCGGGCUCACCCCACUUGCAGAGCAACGCCACGGUGCGCGUCAACAUCCUGGACGUCAACGACAACGUGCCCGUGAUCGUUCUGCCGCUGCUGCAGAAUGACACGGCGGAGAUCCACGUCCCGCGCAACGUGGGCAUCGGGCACAUUGUGACGACGGUGCGCGCCGUGGACAACGACUCUGGCGAGAGCGGGCGACUCACCUACGAGAUCACCGAGGGCAACGAGGAGCACCUGUUCGAGAUCGACCCGACCACCGGUGAGGUCCGCACCGCGCACCCGCUCUGGGAGGAGGUGGCGCCGGUCGUGGAGCUUGUCAUCCGCGUUUCGGACCACGGCAAGCCGUCGCUCGCCGACAACGCCAAGCUCAUCAUCAAGGCCUACUCGGGCACCCUCCCCGAGGGCGAGCCGCGCAUCAACGCCGAGCGGCACGGCUGGGACAUGUCGCUGCCGCUCAUCGUGACGCUCAGCAUCAUCUCCAUCAUGCUGCUGGCCGCCAUGGUCACCAUCGUGGUCAAGUGCAAGCGGGAGAACAAGGAGAUCCGCACGUACAACUGCCGCAUCGCCGAGUACUCGCACCCGCAGCUGGGCAAGAGCAAGAAGAAGAAGAUCAACAAGAACGACAUCAUGCUCGUGCAGAGUGAGGUGGAGGAGCGCGACGCCAUGAACGUCAUGAACGUGGUGAGCAGCCCGUCGCUCGCCACCUCUCCCAUGUAUUUCGAUUACCAGACGCGCCUGCCCCUCAGCUCGCCGCGCUCCGAGGUCAUGUACCUCAAGCCGGCCGCCAACAACCUGCCCGUGCCGCAAGGGCCCGUCGGCUGCCACACCAGCUUCACGGGGCCCGUCACCAGCACCACCGAAACCCCCACUAACAGGAUGUCCAUCAUUCAGACAGACAAUUUCCCCGCUGAGCCCAAUUACAUGGGGAGCAGGCAACAGUUUGUUCAAAGCAGCUCAACAUUUAAGGACCCCGAGCGGGCCAGCCUCCGUGACAGUGGCCACGGUGACAGCGACCAGGCCGACAGUGACCAGGACACCAAUAAAGGCUCCUGCUGCGACAUGUCGGCCAAGGAGGCGCUCAAACUGAAAGCUGCUGGACCCAAAACACAGCUACUGGAGCAAGCUACUGAGGAAGAGUGUGUGAACUGCACAGAAGAGUGCCGUGUGCUGGGCCACUCGGACCGCUGUUGGAUGCCCCAGUUCCCAGCGGGCUCCCAGGCCGAGGGCUCCGACUACCGCACCAACGUCUUCGUCCCCGCCGGGAUGGAGUCUGUCGCCGUGGAGACGGAGACCUACGAGACCAUCAACCCCAACGGCAAGAAGACCUUCUGCACGUUUGGCAAGGAGCGGCGCGACCACACCAUCCUGGUGGCCAACGUCAAGCCCUACCUGAAGGCCAAGCGCGCGCUCAGCCCUCUCCUCCAGGAGGUGCCCUCGGCCUCCUGCAGUCCCACCAAGGGCUGCUGCGUGUCCACCUCCUCCCCGCUGUCCUCCUCCAGCUCCUCAGUGACCUGCAAGGCCCCAGGGGAUGGCGCCGAGGGCCUGCCCAGCACCAGCCACCACCACCACCACCACCAGCAGCUGGGCCCCGAGGGCCAGUACCUGUCGCCCAGCAAGCACGGCCGCGAGCACCAGGGGGCCAGCACUGACCCAGUGGCCAAGGUGCUGGCCGAGGCACGCUCCCGGAUAAGCCAGGAGGUGGGCAUGGAGGAAGGCAUGGCUGGGGUGGUCAGUGUGGGGGUCGGGGGCGAGAGGGGUGGCCGGGAUGGCAUGGACGCCGACCAGGUGGUGCGCGACAUCGACAAACUGCUGCAGGACUGUCGCACCAACGAGAGCACCCCUGUCAGGAAGUGAGGUGGGCGCCCCAUGUCGGGCCGCGGUACGGACACUACUGAAGCCAUGUUUCAUUUUCUCUCAAAAGAAAAAGGAAAAGGAAAAAAGAGAAAGGGAUCACAGAACUGGACAGAGAUAUGGGAGAACACGAGCGGAAUUUUUAACGGACAAAGUCUACAAAGAGACAAAACUAUUUUCCCUCGGGUAAAGGACUCCACCAAAGGCACACACUGCAGUGGGCUUGUGGGGAUGCUCAUCCACCUUACACACACACACACACACACACACACACCCCCACACUCCCCACCCCAUCCCAGCAGAGGACAAACAACAUCUCCACUGCCUCAGAAAGGUUUUAGAAACGAAAAAAACCUGAAAGGUUUUAAUGCAGGAGGAGGGAGAAAACCUGGAGAACACACUUACGGACAGGAGCUGUUGUUGUGACUGUCUGCUCUGCUCAGUUGGGGCCAAGGGGGACAACACACACACAACACACACGCCAACAACGGCUCCUUUUGUUGCAAGCUUUUUCUUCAAAGUGCCCACCAGCUCAGAACUGUUCCUCUGCCGUAUGAAUGUGUGUGUGUUUGUGUGUGUGUGUGUGUGUGAGGGAGAGAAAGAGAGAGAGAGACUCUGCAAAAGACUGCUCGGUCAUAGGAGACGGGCAUAGCCUGACUACACCCUUUUGUGGACUCUGCCAGUCGCAUCCAAGUGUGGAGGUGAUCCGACUACACACGUCUAGAGCUACCCAGACCCAGAGACCGAAACACACACGCACACACCGAAACACACACACACACACACACACACACACAGACACACACACUUCCUUUACUGUAAACACGCUAUCUUUUUCUGACUUUGUAAUAUCAGUGUUUGAAGUGCAAAUGAUAUCUGGACACACAAAAACAGUUGGGGGCUUAACUUUGGUGGGGGUGGGGGAUAAUCGGUUGGAGGUGUGUUCUGAGCAGUGGGGUUGGGGGUUGGGGUUUCAAAUGAAAUGUAACCAUUUUUCAGCCAUCAUUUCUAGUCACGUGUGUAUACUGUGUUUUCUCUGCCCUUCUAUGUGUGCAAAGCCGACAUAACAGAACAUUCCAGUCAGUCUUGAGUCUAUCGUGUGAAAUACUUCAUUACCAUGAGCUACUUGUUCUUCGCGCACCAUGGCAGCAUACCUGUCCAACAUUAAACAAAAGGCAAUCACAAUCCUGUAUAUUAGGGACAUAUUUCCUUGACUGUGAAAAGAUAUAUCUAUAUAUACAUAUAGAUAAAUAUAUAUAUAUAUAUAUGAACUUAUACUGUAUAGUGCCCAGAUAUUAACAAAAUAUUUAUACAUUUUGUAAAAAAAGAGUCAAAAGAAAAAAGGAAAUCCAGCACACAAGCAGGAUGGACAUUUGGAGGGUGAAAAGUGUGUUGAAAUUGAUUUGCAGUUUAUGGUAAGCUAUUUAUUUAAGAAACUGCUGUGGACACUGCUACCGCCUUCAUAACGAAAACAAAAAAAGAUUCAAAAAACGAGAAAAAAGGAAAUGUCCCUUCACAUGAUCACUUAUACACUAUAUCAUUCAAUGUGUAAAAUGUGUCUGAUUCAAUGUGUUUACAUCCAAAUAUGACAUAUUUUUUAUUGAUUUUACUGCAAUUUCUGUGCAUAUGAGCCAAAUUGUUACGUGUACAAGAGCUAUAUUGUGUAUUUUAUUAAAUUAAUAUAUAGUUGUGUUGCAAUAUA